Messenger RNA from Nicrophorus vespilloides, 5479 nucleotides. RefSeq names its product protein chiffon (gene chif). The transcript is spliced from 6 exons. Bases 1024 to 4947 code for a protein of 1307 amino acids. NCBI's taxonomy places the organism in Eukaryota, Metazoa, Arthropoda, Insecta, Coleoptera, Silphidae. The record is from RefSeq and is a predicted model, not a curated record. Gene Ontology annotation, cellular component: nucleus; Dbf4-dependent protein kinase complex. Gene Ontology annotation, molecular function: protein serine/threonine kinase activator activity; zinc ion binding; nucleic acid binding. Gene Ontology annotation, biological process: regulation of cell cycle phase transition; positive regulation of nuclear cell cycle DNA replication.
UUUGAAUCUGAAAUUAAGAAAAUCAAAAUAGAUAAACAUAACAUAAUAAGGUGAACAUGGAAAGGUGAAGUGAUUUCAAUCGACGGACGAGUGAAAAUACGUACGCAGAUGGCGACGAAGACGACGAGGAGGAGGUGCUGCAGGGAGUUACUACGAUCGUUCAUUUUGGUCAGAGCAAAGGCGUCGCGUCGCGCGUGACGAAGGGACAGAGAGGAAGCGGCGGAAUCCGGCGUUGUUGAAUUUGCGGCUAUGGUAACAAUGCGUGUACGUAUGGCAAGGGCUUGUUGGGCGCGUUUGUUUUGCCGGGAUCCGAUGAGAGUGAGAGCAACAGCUGCUGCUGCGAAUAGUGCGCGCGAGUAAGAGAGAGAGAGAGGGAGUGCGUGUAUGCUAGAGUUGGAACGACGAAAAGGGGAAUGGAAUGGAAUGGUAGAGGGGGCGAGAGGGGAUUUAGAAGAGAGAGCGUUACCAACCAACCAACAUCGAGGCAGGUAAGCAGGCAGACAGACAGACGGACGGACACCACUGAAGCUUUUUAAAGUCUUGCUGCGACGGCGGCGGUGAGGCAAAUAUCCAAUACGAACGAACGAAUAAUAGAUACAUACGAGGGACACAUACAUAUAGACGUACAUAUACAUCUAACUGAAGGAAACGAAAAGAAAAAAACAAAGGUGGAAACACCGAGCCCAGGUUCUUCUUUCUUCUCUGCUGCUGCUGCUGCUGCCAGUGUUCAAGUUGGAUCAAGUGUACGAACGGCGAACGGACCUCGACCGAACUAACGAAGAAGGAACGCGAGCGAAUAUAGCAAACACCAGAACUGAACAGAACAGAGAGUAGAGUGGAGUAGAGUAGUGACUGGUGUGUGUGUGUGUGUGUGCGUGGUAUAUAAUAUCAUAUAAAUGGCCGUUGUUGUUGUGUGAAGGCGGCUCCUCGUUCUGCUGCGCGACCUAAACGCGUGUUCCUCCCUGUAUAUACACACACAGAUAUACUACAUAUUAUGCCCAGGGUGCACCGUCCCGCAAAGUGAUGGUAUCUAGUUCAAACGGAGAAAAGAAAGACGACGACGCCGCCGAUGCCGAUGGAGCAACAACAGCAACGACUGCUACUACAAUUCAGCUGAAUAAAAGCCCUGUGACGCUGGUGCCAGGCACGAAACCCCUCAAGAACUACAGGUUCUAUUUGGACGUCAAAAGCCACAUAACCUCAAGCAAGCUCGAGAGCAAAAUCAAGGAACUAGGUGGGGUUUUGGAGCUUUUUCUUGUGAAGGAGGUGACCCACGUAGUGACCGAUAAGGAGGUAUGGGAGAACGCCAGUAAGGGGGGCGGGUCGAUCCCGAAGACCCCCCAAACCCCGAGCAGCCACCAGUCCUGUUCCUAUAGCGACCAUGGAACGCCCGAACACUCGAACGCACCCAACAGAGGAGGGCGACCUAAAACACGUGCAGAUGCAAUGCUCGAGAGGGCACGUAAAACAACCCCAGUCACCGUUGUCGCAAAGGACCCCCUGGUGCAAGCGAAACAGUGGGGCGUGAAGGUGUGCUCCGCGGAGAUCGUUCUCCAGUGGCUGGAGAAGGUGUCGGAGGCGUUGCGAAAACGUAUCAGCAGUAGCUAUCACCUGCAACACAACAGGAGGUACAAGGUGGUCGAGCUGAAGGCGCCCUACGUCAAGUACGAGGCGUUCGACAGGAAGCACAGGCCCGUAUUCAAAGAGUUGCGCAACUGGCCGACGUUCAAUUUCGCCGCUCAUCCCGGCAGCAAGGGCCUCGUCCACCAAAUUUACUCUGCCGACGAGCAGAAUAAUAUGACACGCAGACCACGACUGGCGCCACCGCAAGAACUGUUGUUUACGAGAGGAAUAGGAGCAGCUGAAGCGGCGGCCGCAAUCGCAAGCAAAGACGAAGCUGCAGCAACAGCAGAGGAGGAGGAGGAGGAGGCCGCAUCAUUGGCGACUGCAGCGACGAUCGCAUCGCUGCACAAGAGAACACACAGAAAUUCGGUGGUCACAGAGCAACAGCAUCAUCUGCAGCUGCAGCAUCAGCAUCAGCAGCGACAGGAACUGCAAUUUCCGCUGCAACCGCAAUCGCCGCUCUCCGGAUUCUGCGAGGUGUGUCGCAUCGAUUACAAGGAUAUAGAGGUGCACAUAUUCGACAGUAAACACAUCGCAUUCGUCAAGGACGAGAGUAAUUUUGUGGAGCUGGACAAGCUGAUAAAGGAUAGCGCAAGUUUGGAGUCUUUCCUCAAGUCGAACGGAAUCGAUGAGAUAGAAAGCUCUCCACCGUCUCCGAACGCACUACCGAAUACGAUUACAAUUACGCCGCAGACGACGAGCGAACUACCACCGAAGAUGCCCAGGACGAGGACGAGUUCGCUGUGCGACAGAGAAAAAAGCAAUUGCCCGCUCGCGCCGAUCGUUAACGAGCGUCUGCUGAGGACGACGAGACGUGCAGCACUCGCAAACAACCUCAUCGCGAACACCGCCGACGAAGAACCGCCCGUUAAGCCCGAGGGAGCCAAGGAGGUGCGCGAACUACGCUCAGCACACAAGAACACGACCCCGAAGACGACCACCGCUGUCUCACAGAAUUCCGAAACUUGGGAUUCUGGAAGACCGAAGCGUUCCUGCAAUCUGAAACAGAAACGAUUACAUUCAUCCGAUGAUGAUGAUGAUGACGACGACGACGAUGAUAAGGAAGAGGAGGAAAUGGAUGUCCGAGUGCGACGGCCAAAAGUGCGCCAAGAAGAUGACGAUGAGGUCAAUCGUCAGCGACAAUCGCGAAUCGCGUUCGAACCGAGAACGUUCUACAAGGUCAAUCAGGCCACGACCAGCGGUCAAAGCACUUCGAAAGUGGCAUUCAAAGAACAGCAGGAAGAAGCGAAUGCAAAGAAUAAAUCUGCAAUAAUCGUGAAAUUCCGCCGGAUGCGAACUUCGGAGCUGAAACAGCUCAACAACGAAGCGGAGAACUUUCUAUUUCCGAAGCGAGAAGACGAGUCCGAUGAUGAUGAUGAUGAAGGAAGACACGAUGAUGAUGACGACAUCGACGCCGUGUGUCCGGACACGACUGCGAGCACCGCACGCGGCGAAACAUCGAUGGCGAUAAUCAGUGACGUCGAAGAGGAGGAGGAACAGUUUCAUGAGCGACGGCGACGUCGACGGGAGCAGAUUGUUAUGAAUAUGGAUGAGGAUGAGCAGGAGGUAACAUCAUCUCCGGACAACAGUUCCUCUUCCCCUUCGACAAAGAAACGCAAGAAACGGAUGACUCACGCUGAAGCCUUCAUCCAGGAUAACAAAAAGUAUUACAAAUUUGAAACCCCGGGCUCGAGGUUGCGACACCAGGGAACGUUCAUGCCUACAGCGAAGGCGGUGACAAGAGGGAACGGGGCGAAACUGGCGGCAGAUGGCAGGAGGGCGGCGGCCACCAUUACCAAAGAGCAGGAGGAGAGUAAGACGCGCACGACCAUUGCAAAGAAAGAUAAUGCCGCAGCGAGGAGGACGAGGAGGAGACGAAGCAGCAGUAGCUGUGUUGGAGUAGGAGGAGGAGCAGACGACGAUGGCGACAGCGGUCGAUUGAAUUUGAAGGAGCUGCAGUUCGCGUUCGAACGGGUGCCCAAGAGCGAACCUUGGUAUCAGACGUUCUCGCGGCAGGACCAAGGCGAAGAGUAUUACACGUGCUUCAGCGAUUCGGGUUACUGGAAACCAUUUCUGCUGCCGUACGAGAUGGGACCCAUUCCGCCGCUCGAUCCCAAGGUUUGCAUCUCCAGUUACAGGCAACUGAAGAAACACAUCCUCGAGGAGGUCGCGUCGAAUUCGGCCGGCGGUUGCAGCACGCCCGACUCCUGUUCGAACGAGGAGGAAACGACAGCGACGACGCUCGCGCAUAGCGAGGACAGCAACUCGCUGGACGAUUGCUGCGCGGCACCCACGAAGCGCGGCCGUAGACGAAGAGGAUGCGGAGGUGUUGGCGGCGGCGUCGUCUCCGGCAGGAAUCCGCGAAAAUCGCCAAGACAGCACGCGUCGACACUCGCCAUCCUCAGCAGUCUCAUGCCUCAUCGGAAAAAACGUGAACGUGAACGCGAGCGCAGCAGUCGUAAUCUGCUGCAGGUCAUCCCCGAGAGCAAACCGGAGGAGAUGGAGGCGACGGUGGACGGCGAGCGCAAGAAAGUUGGAGGUGAUAAUAUCGACGACAUCUUGAGCGGGGCGAUGGACGCGCUCGGCCACUUUGAUCACAUCGAUAUCCAGAGCGAAGAGGAGGUGAGCCUCAGGUUCACGUCGAACGCUAUCGACAGUCUGCAAGAUUACGAAAACUACAAACACUUGGAGAACAACAAGAGCGGGCAUCUGAGGAGGUGUUACAGUCCUGGCAAGAAACCCGGACGUAAAAAGAAGAAAAAUCGAACCGGAUGGCCCAACAAGAACAACCGGAGCAAACAUCGGAAGGAGGUGGUCCAUGAAGACGAUUCGGCACCGACCGAAGAGGAUGAAGACGAGGACGAGGAGGAUGACAAAGAUGAAGAGGAGGAAGUGCAGCAGCAGCCGCAGCCGCCCGUAAAUAAUAGGAAAACAUUAACCGACCAAAGUGUACAUAAGAAAUCUAGUGAAUCGAGUAAAAAAAGUGAGUCGGUUGUUGUCGCGUUGGACGAAGAGGAACGACCGCUGUCCGAUCGCGCGAUCGACCUGGACAGAUGGGACAACGCGGAGAAGGUGCUCACCGCAAAGGUGAGCAACCAUAAGGAACCGCAGCAAGCGACGGUGGUGCGCAUGCAAAAGAUCGUCGACUUGGACGGCGGUGGCGGAAGAGGUGUAGAGGACUUAAAAUCCACGAACAAUAGGCGACUUCGGAGCAGUUCGUCGCCGCAUCGGACGAACAUUAAACGGCAGCGACGAAUGCCCGCCUCACCUCGCUCCCCAAGAGUGUUACGAAAGCCUCGAGGACGAUGGUAUCGCGAAAGAUAAGUGUGGGUGCGCAAGUGUUAGUGUAUUACAACCCGAUAAUGACGAUGAUGGUAUAAAAACUACGUAAAGUAGUAUAUUUUUGUGAUUAAUGAACAAUGCCAAGAUGAACGCAUCCACCGAAGCCGGCUGGCCCCCAUCCUCCCCCCCCAAACAAAAUGAGAGCGCAACCCCUAUGAAUUUGGCCCAAAGAUUGGAACCCCGCUGCUAACCGCCUCUCGGCCCCCCUCCCAAAACAAACAGAAAGCAACCAAUUAUUUUGUAUCAUAUUACUUGAGAAGAAGAUUGUAUUAUUUAUUAUUAUUAGUAGUUGUUCAACGACCGCCCGCCCCCCGCAGACGCGCAUUAUUAUUGUCAUGUUUUCUGUUAUGGUUAUGCUAUUCAAAAACCAUAAUGCAUAAUUACUAAUGACCGCCCACCCAUUUUUUUAUUUCGCCACGCCCCUAUCUCCCUGCCCCCGCCCCCACUCAUAUAAAACGAUAACAAAUGUCAUACGUGUUCUUUUUUUUUAUACAAAUACAAAUAUUUUCUAUUA